Molecule: messenger RNA, 5057 nt
Organism: Gopherus evgoodei (Goodes thornscrub tortoise)
Lineage: Eukaryota; Metazoa; Chordata; Testudines; Testudinidae
Gene: KLHDC7A
Product: kelch domain containing 7A
Exons: 1
Coding region: 258-2912 (884 amino acids)
Molecular function (GO): protein binding
Source: RefSeq, a predicted model, not a curated record
GCAUGCACAUUUGCACCGGAGCCCAGCCCAACCCACCUUGCUCAAAUAUGCAAAGCUGCUAUGGAAAGCAGACACUGCAUGCUCCAGCCGUCAGCUGGAAGCCUCUGCCAGUCUACCUGCUGCAGGUGAAAGUCACCUUGCCCCCAAACGCCUCGGGGAGCUCAGAGAGAGAGGCCUGCUUUGCCUUGAGCUUGUCCCAGCUUGGCAAUCAUUAAUCAGAUUCUUCACAUUCCUGACUGCUGGCCUGUUAUGGAAGAAUGACCAACGGGGCUCAAGUCAGCCAGGACUGGCUGUCAGACAUGCAGCUCACUGGGAAGCUGGCACUUUCCACAGCGGCUCUGCUCCUACUGACUUUGGCUUAUAGAUUCUAUAAGUCCCGACCAUCCAGCAGCGGGAUCAGAAACGCUGAGCAUGUGACGGAGCAGAGAGAACAGGCUGGAUCCGGAAGGGGAGGCGCAGAAGAAACACCACGGGGACUCAGGAACAGGCAAGUCAACAGCAAUGGGGUGAGGCCAAGCACCAGCAAAGGGAAUCAAAGUGCGCACCUGGGUGGGACGGUCACAGCGGGAACAUGGGGCUCACAAAGCACACCGCCCAGGGAAGAUCAAAGGCUGCCAAAGGGGAAGGAGGAGGAGAAAGAGAAGGGAAAAGAGGCUUGUCAGCUGGUCGCCGAAUCACAGCCAGACAAAAAGCAGCCUGUUUUUGAGGGACAGGGGCAAAGUCCAGGUGAAGUCCUGAACGUGGUGACAGCAGACGGUGCAGAGCAGGAGGCACCGGUGGCAGGAACAGAAGCCAGGGGUAAGCGUAACAUUUGCAGGCUGGCAUGCAAACCGGACAGCUCCAUCGAUGACAGCAGGGGGGCCAGCUGGGACGUAGCCUCGCAGCAAUCUGGGUGUAGCGUCAGCCUCAGGCACAAUCCUUACAGCACCCAAGCAGGAAAUGCUGCUGAGCUCACAGCAACUGACAGAUCCAGCCCGGACACUGAGGAGGAGGAAGCAGGAGACAUGAGUGAGAGUUUGGCCUGGAACCAGGAGGCCUCGGCUGGCCAGGAGAGGAUUCAGACCCUCAAUGCUACAUCGGACAUGGGCUUAGCCAUCAACCAAAGUGAUCAGAGGUCUGAUGCCUCCUACACUUUCUCCUCCAUUGCAAAGAUACAGGUGGAGGAAAACUAUAUUACAGAGAGGCAGCCCAGGGAGGAAAAGCCGUGGCUGUCCACAUCCUCCACUACUAGCCUGCGAGGCAAGGUCUAUGACUACUACGUCCAGUCCACCUCGCAGUCUGUGUCGAAGGAGCGGCCCUGCUCGUACACCGACUCACUCUACCAUCCAGACAAAAUCCACGAAGAGCUAAGUGAAUGUGAGACUUGGCUGCACCUGUCUACGCCCCAAGAACCAGCCAGUGAGUCAGCAGUGGGAGAUGAAGACCGAGCUUCACCAACAGCAAACAUCCCACCCAUCUCUCCCCGUCUCCUGCCUUUCAGACAUCCCGCAGAGAGCAUGGAGCAUGCAGACUGGGGUGGCGCAUCUGAUCUGGGCAGCUCCUUCUCGCCCGCCCACAAGACAGCUGAACCGGAAAGCAAGUUUGGCAGGAAAGAGAGUUUCCAUCAAAUUGCAGAUAACCCCGAACUUCAGGUGCAGAUGGAAGGGUUCGGGGCUUUGACGCCAGCUGGCAGAAGAUCUGACUCAAGCACUCCCCCUGCCAGUCCCCUCCACUCCAGAUCCAUCGUUUCCCCGGUGGAAUCAUUUCACAGCCUCCAGCCUCAUGCAGGCAAUGAACCCAGAGUGGAACUUGUUGCUGGUGCCAACUUCUUCAAAGUCCCAUUAAGCUUGCAGUCUGAUGUGGACAUCCACCUGGAUUUGGGGAACUGCUAUGAUGUCCUGUGCAUGGCCAAGAAGCAGAAACUGGACAGUCUCCAGGAGGCAGCAUAUAAGGUCAUGAGCGACAAUUACCUCCAGGUCCUGAAGAACCCGUCUAUCUUCGGGCGCCUCAAUGCCAGGGAGAGGGAGCUGAUCCUCCUGAGGAGGAUGAAGGGCAGGAAGUACGUCACCGUAGCAGAUGUCAGCACGCAGGAGCAGAGCUUGCACACCAGCAGGCUCUGUUACUAUGAUAAUGAAGGCGACAUCUGGCAUCCCCUGUCCUAUAUGCCAGUGGAGGCGGUUUCUAGGGGCUGCGCUAUCUGCAGCAUGUUCAAUUACCUCUUUGUGGUGGCUGGCUGCAAAGGGCUGGGCCAGCACCAGAAGCCUUCCAACAGGGUUUUCUGCUACAACCCCCUGACCAGUAUUUGGCAGGAGAUCUGCCCACUGAACCAAGCCAGACCUCACUGCAAGCUUGUCGCCUUGGAUGGAUACCUGUAUGCGAUCGGGGGAGAGUGCCUCUAUACUGUGGAAAAGUAUGACCCCCGCCAGGACCGGUGGACCUUCACCGCGCCGCUGCCCAAUGAUACCUUUGCUGUCGCCCACACCGCGACGGCGUGCGACGGGGAGAUUUAUGUGACCGGGGGCACACUGCGCUACACGUUGCUCCGAUACGUCAGCCGGUCGGACAGCUGGAAGGUCAGCAUCACCAGCGGGAGCAAGGACCGGACCACCGAAAUGGUCACCGCCGGUGGCUUCAUCUACCGCUUUGACCUCAACCGCAGCAUGGGCAUCAGCGUCUACCGCUGCAGCCCGAAAGCCAAGCUGUGGUACGAGUGUGCCACCAAACGCAUGCCUUUCCCACCCUGCUUCCAGUGUGCUGUGGUGGAGAACCUGGUCUAUUGCAUCAGCCACCAGUUCAACAUCAGGUUCCUGGCUGACCAUGUCUCGCCACGCUUCGGAGUCAAGGAGUUACAGCUUUUCCCUUCCCCCCGAGGGACCCUCCUCCCCGUCGUCCUGGCGCUGCCAGACAGAGGCAUGGUGCAAACAAGGGUCUGAUGAGAAGCUAAAAAAAACCCUGAUUCUUCUCUUUUCUUUUGUCCUGGGCUCAAGGGCCAAAGGCAGCUUCCAGAGCCACCGAACUCGGCACCUGUCAAAUCCAGACUUCCCUGAAAUCCAGGGAUAUUCACUUCCACGGUUCUAAUUCAACCCAUUAUAGAGAUGAUCCAACUGUGGCAUUAGGAUCCAGACUUGGGGGAGGGCUUCUAUCCUUGGUUCAAGCCCUUCUCUAACUAAAAAGCAGGAGAAACGAAACUGGCUAACUGUAUAUUUCCAUUGUUGGCAAACGCCUCCCACUAGUAGCUCCCGUUCAGCAGACACAGAAGAUGCAAACAGUGGGUUGGGUGAGUGCAUUUUUUGGGGGAGAUAUUUAAAUACCUGUAAACGUUGGUGCAAAUUAAAUGCAAGCCUCAGACUCCUGGGAAGUUGCCAAAGUGGCCGUGGGUGGAGCAAAGUUUGGGACACCACUGUAAAGUAAUUCCCUACUGUGCUUUGGGCGAUACAUCGCUAUGACUUACCAGCAAGGGGUGUUUCUUAUGUACCAGAAAGACAGCUGGAAGGGGAAACUCCCUGGAGGUUUUUCGAGUAUGCAGGUGGAGAUGGGGAAUCUGAAAGGGACAGCAUCCAGACUGUGUCCUUUGCACCAGUACCAUGCCAAGGACUUCAGCUGCCUGGGAGGGCUGGAACUGAGGCAGGGUCCGGCCAUUGGCAUCAUCACCUAAAGCAAGCAGCUGUGCUGCGACCCCCAAGUGCCCGUGUGGAGGUCGGGAGCUGAAUGCGGAGCCAGCUCAGGCCAUGGCACACUGGCAGGGCAUCAAGGGGGGAGCGGGCCUUGUUUAUGCUCAGGCCAAGAUCACUGACGGAGUAAAGAGAAUUUCAGCCUCCGCCGGGCCUGCCAAGACAGCGCUUUCCAACAGCAAGAUACGUUUUAAAAGGCUAGAGAGCUGGGCCGCUUCCAAAAAUAGCCCCAAGGCCCAGCCCCCCGGUGCACAAGGCGUUCCUUACAGCUGUCUGUGCUCCCCCCUCCUCCUCCUCAGCGAGAGCUCCAGGUACAAGGGGCAUUCUGGGCACGUCAGGGGGAAGGAGGGCCAUGUGGCUGGGGUAGGUGAUUCCCUGCCCGCCAUAAUGGGCAUAAGGCAACUGGGUGAAAGUUAAAAAUCCACCAGCAGGCACUUGAGUCCAAACCAGCCCCUGGCAGCCACAGAAUCUGGGGGGACGUAUGCCCCCCAACUAGGGUCACCAGACAGCAAGUGUGAAAAAUCGGGACAGGGGUGGGGGGUAGUAGGAGCCUAUAUAAGACAAAGACCCCAAAAUCGGGAGAGUCCCUAUAAAAAUCGGGACACCUGGUCACUCUACCCCUCUUUAGCCCUUACCCCCAGUGCCUUCAUAUCUCAAACAGCCCUCUGCUGCAUAGAUUAUUAUUGCAGUAUCUCUAUAUUACGGUAGCACCUAGAGUCUCCAGUCUGGAUCAGUCCCCACGGAUGAACAGCAACAUAAGGCUAACUGUUGAGCUUUGGUCAAGUCAUUUAACCAUUCUGUGCCUCAGUUUCCCCUAGCUGUAAAAGAGGGAUAACGAUACUUAGCUACCUUACAGAGCAUUGCUAAGCUAACUCAAGUCAGGGAAGAACAUGAAAGCCCUUCCGUGCAAGAUGCUAUCUCUUUAUUGAUCUUCGGGAUAUCCAAAGCACCUCUUGCCUUGUUAUCUAAAUGCUAUAGAAGUACAAAUGUUUGGUAUUAAAUAAAGCUAACCAAGACUGGGUUGUGCAUCUUUUAAAAUCUGUAAUGGAAGCUACAAGAAAGGAAAAGAACAGUAACAAUAUUCUGAAGUGAGUUAGUAAAUUAAAACAAGAACGUCUUUGCAAAAAGUUUAAUAGGCACAACUGCCUUAAUAUCUCAUCCUGCAAAUGGAGCCAGUGCAGCUGUCUAUCGGUCAAGCAGAUGCUGUGGUAUAAGUGUGACAGUUAUCUCAGGCAGAAGGGAUUGCACAAGUCUACAUCUGCUUUUGAAGGAGGCACUGCAAGGUAAAAUCCUUUAACAAGAGCAAAUGAGUCCCUUAACAUGAUGGCUGGGACAAAGGUGUGACAUUGCACCCCAUAAUGCUUUAUAGAAAUAUGCUUUUGAAUGUAAAUAUGAUAUAACUGGAAU